GUGAAAUACAAAAACAUCUGCUACUGCGUCUACACAAAAAAACUGAGCUGGUUCGAACCCAGGGAUUUUUGUUUUGGCUUGGGACCCGACGUUCAUCUGGCGGAGAUUAAAUCCGCCGCGCUCAACACUUACCUGAUGCCGCAUCUCGUAGCGUUAUUCAGAACCCCUCGCUCGGUGUGGCUGGGCGCUUCAGAUAUCGUCACUUCCGGUGUAUGGCUGUGGAAUUCUACAGGCACGUCAGUCGAGAAUUUUACCCCGACCCAGUGGAAGGAAGGCCAUCCGGCGAUGAAAUUUACCGAGAGGUGCGUGAAGGACGAGGGAAAUGAAUUGAAAUCUUUUCGGUGGAACACGGCUCACUGCACCUCUGUGUUUGCGUAUAUGUGUCAGUCGCCAGAAGUGGGCAAAAAAUGA
This is a messenger RNA of Lymnaea stagnalis (great pond snail), 411 nucleotides long. The record is from the annotation of a GenBank genome assembly. Lineage: Eukaryota; Metazoa; Mollusca; Gastropoda; Lymnaeidae.